ACGAGGCAUGAAUGUGCAAAGAUGGCAGGGAAAACAUUUGAAAGCAUUUUCCUGCUAGAAAAAUAUCGGAUUCCUUUAUCGCUUUAGGAACAUGGGAUUCAGACCCUUGGGUGUAAAUCUCCUCAAAAAAUUUCACAAUUCAUCGGCACGAUCCAUUCCUCCAUCAUUUGCCCAUAAGAAACCGGUGUACCCUUUGAUUCCUCGGUUGUACGAUCGAUCUCCCCCCUACCCUGAAAAUCAUAGCUUAAAGAUCUCUAAGAGGUGGCAUGUCGGUCAUUCUCAUCACCACCACGAGCAAACCAGCGAAGAAGGCGAGAGGAUUUUCAGGCUCGGACUACUCUCCGAUAUCGGGUUAACUGCCGGCAAAGUAUUGACGGGUUAUUUGUCCGGUAGCACCGCCAUCAUCGCCGAUGCCGCUCAUUCUCUCUCCGAUGUGGUGCUUAGUGGUGUUGCUUUGGUAUCAUUUAGAGCUUCAAGGGUUCCCAAGGACAAAGAACACCCAUAUGGGCAUGGUAAGUUUGAGACUUUAGGCGCACUUGGAAUUUCUGGCGUGCUUUUAGUAACGGCUGGGGGUAUUGCAUGGCAUGCUUUGGAUGUUUUAGUGGGGGUAUUGUACUCAGCAGCUUCUGAUCAACAUAUAGGUGGGGGGCAUGAUCAUGGGAUUGACAUGAAUCAUCCUGUGCUAGCUUUGAAUACUACUAUUGUUGCAAUUGCUGUUAAAGAAGGGUUAUAUUGGAUAACAAAGAGGGCAGGAGAGAGGUCUGGCAGUGGAUUGAUGAAAGCAAAUGCAUGGCAUCAUCGUGCAGAUGCUGUUUCAUCACUUGUUGCUCUUAUAGGGGUUGGUGGAUCUAUUGUUGGGGUGAGGUUUCUUGAUCCCCUUGCUGGGCUUGUUGUCUCUGGCAUGAUACUAAAGGCUGGACUCCAAACUGGUUACGAGAGUAUUUUGGAGCUGGUGGAUGCUGCAAUACCAUCUCAUCAUUUGGACCCAAUCAGAAAGACAGUGUUACAAGUCAAAGGAGUGGAGGGAUGCAGACACAUUAGGGGAAGGAGAGCUGGUUCGUAUCUGUAUCUUGAUGUAAAGAUCCAGGUUGAUCCCUUGUGUAGUGUGAGAACAGCACAUGAAAUUGGUGAAACUGUUCGUUACCAGAUUCAGAAUUGCCAUCCUCAAGUCUCUGAAGUCUUCAUACACUUGGAGCCUAACAAUAAACUUUCUCAGCCUACUACUACUACUACUACUACUCAUGUUCAUGCCCAGCAACAAGAAAAUAGGAUUGAAGAAAUGAUUACUGAUAUGCUCACUUCCAACUUCUCUCAGAAAAUGAAUGUGAAGCACGUAAGAAAACAGAAGUUGCAAGGCCAGAUUUUGGUCCAAAUCGAGGUUUCCAUGCCACAAGAUAAGACUAUUAGUGAUGCAAUCAAAGUGGCAGAAGAAGCCAAGCGCCAUAUCUUGCAGUUGCUGGACACCUCCGACUCUAACCCUAACCCUAACCCUAUCCCUACGCAGGUUCAGGUUACCUUCAUCUUGCAACUUGCAUAAUGAGUCCCCAUGAAAUGAAUCGUCGUCAAUAAAGAACCAGAUUUAGUUUCAAUUGUCACCAAUGCCAGAUCAUUUCAAUGAAAAAAAGAGUCGCGAUAGACACAACAGAAUUACAAAACUUUUUGAUUAAAAUAUGUACUUUUGUUGUAAAUUUUUUUACACAAGCAAAACCAGUUAUUACAAUUGUCACGAUUUCAUUAACUUUUUUUUUCUUACAAUUAGAGUUUGUUUUGCAUUUAAUUUGGAUUUGUAACAUGAUUAUUAUCUUAUGGUAAAAAUGUGUUCACUUCACCAUUUAGAUUUGCCACCCGGCAAUUUUUUUUUUUUUGCUGAGGCGGUGUUAAAGUGGACACCGUUCAGUCAUCACUGUCUCAAGAUAACUAUCGACACGGAAAAAUAAAAAGUGGAUCAGAUUUCUGGCUUGGAUUCUUCUAAUAAUUUAGAAGAAUAUUUAAAUAGCGCACAGUAUAAUCAGCUUCGAUCAUCUGGGGAAAUAAUCAUCAUUUCCACCUUUUAUUCAACACAAUAUAAAGUUCUUAUGAAUCCAACAAAAUUAACAAAAACACAAGUCAGGAUUAACUUGGUUACUGCUUUACGAAUACACCAUCAAAUAUUUGUCGUCCACAAGUACUUUUCGACUUUAAAAAGGCAUUUUGUUUAAAAUACAAAUUAAAUAGACAAAUUGGAAAAUAGACGGAUCAGAUUUCUGGCUUGGAUUCUCCGAAAAGGAGAAUGUUUAAAUAGCGCACAGUAUAAUCAGAUUCGAUCAUCUGGGGAAAUAAUCAUCACUUCCAUCAUUUCCCUUUUUAAACAUAAACCUAAUAAAUCAACUCUGGGAAAAUUACUUUCAUCUUUAAAUACAAAUCCAAAAUCCAGAAGACGUUAAAUAAAUUAUUAAUAAUAAAAACCAAUAAACUUCACAACUCUUAAAUUUAUGAAAUAAUAGAAACAUAAGUUUAAACCAUUGAUCAGAUAAUUGUAGUCUGGAAGUAUUUUUAGAUCGACAUUAUGUUUUCCGACAACUUGCUCAUCACCUCAAUGUCAAAAAUUAAAAUCAAUAUACUAUUAAAUAAGAAAAAAAAAACACAAAUAAGAUAAUAAAUAGUAGAUGAUGCUCAGAAGGAUCCAUUGGUAGUUUCUAAUCACAAGGAGAAAAUCAA
Messenger RNA from Lactuca sativa (garden lettuce), 2697 nucleotides. RefSeq names its product Cation efflux family protein. The record is from RefSeq and is a predicted model, not a curated record. Gene Ontology annotation, molecular function: monoatomic cation transmembrane transporter activity. Gene Ontology annotation, cellular component: membrane. Gene Ontology annotation, biological process: transmembrane transport; monoatomic cation transport. Lineage: Eukaryota; Viridiplantae; Streptophyta; Magnoliopsida; Asterales; Asteraceae.